Penicillium verhagenii is the source of this 270-nucleotide messenger RNA. RefSeq lists its product as uncharacterized. Bases 1 to 270 code for a protein of 89 amino acids. The record is from RefSeq and is a predicted model, not a curated record. Lineage: Eukaryota; Fungi; Ascomycota; Eurotiomycetes; Eurotiales; Aspergillaceae. The transcript has 3 exons.
AUGAAACUCCACGCCCCCAUUGUUGCCAUCUUCUACAUUCUGAUUCAGUCAACAAUGGUUGCAUCGCUGGCUACCGUGGACUACUGCAUCACUCCAGUCAAUCUCUCGAGCGCCUUCAAUGAUAAAAUCACGAGUGCUACGAUCUCAGGUGGCAUGUGUGUAGCAAUUGGGCAAGUAGGAUCUCCUCCUUCAAGUGUUGCUCCACCGCCGAUUGGUGUGCCGGAAGCACUCCUAAAUGCACUUGAAGUUCCGAGACGAACCGAGAACUAG